Messenger RNA from Desarmillaria tabescens, 1575 nucleotides. RefSeq names its product metalloprotease. Bases 1 to 1575 code for a protein of 524 amino acids. The record is from RefSeq and is a predicted model, not a curated record. The transcript has 10 exons. Lineage: Eukaryota; Fungi; Basidiomycota; Agaricomycetes; Agaricales; Physalacriaceae. Gene Ontology annotation, molecular function: metalloendopeptidase activity; zinc ion binding.
AUGAAUACAUCCGUGGUCUCCUUCAUUGCAUCGGAACUGAAUGUCGAUUCCUCUACGGUCAUGUACAGGGCUGGUCACACUUCUGAGAACAAUAUAAGUUACGCAUAUGCGAAGCAGUAUCAUGAUGGCAUUCCGUUCGCCAACGCUGUUGCCAAUGUCGCUUUCAAAAAGGGCAACGCCGUUUCAUUCGGGUCGUCAUUCGUAGAUACAUCGAACAUCGCUUCCUCUCAGCCUUCUAUAGAGCUAGAUUCGAUCAUCAGCAAAGUCGAGGAUGCGUUCUCUGCCACCUACAGCGGCAUCAACUCCCUCGAAUAUUUAGCCCUCGCAGACGGAUCCGUCGCCCUUACUCAUGUAGUCCAAGUCCUGAACGUCGACGCCCACACAGCCUAUGAAGCAUUUGUCGACGCCCAUUCAGGAGACAUAAUCGGUCUCACCGACUUUUCUGCCCAGGCUACGUAUACGGUCGUACCAAUAAACAGGACAUCUGUCGCAGAAGGCGAGCUAACUCUUGUUAACCCUGAGGACUCAACAUCUUCUCCUCAAGGCUGGGUACAGAAUGGAGAAACCGCCCCAUUGAUGCUUCGCAGGGGAAACAAUGCCAUCUCCUUCCAGGGAGUUUUGCUUACUACAACGAAGCAGUCCUCGAACAACACAUUCAACUACCCAUACAAUACAGCCGUCGGCCCUCUAAUCGGCGGAAACAUCGACGCUGCUCGCACCAACGCUUUCUACGUCGUCAACAAAGUCCACGACUUUGCGUACAAGUACGGAUUCACCGAGGCUACUUAUAAUUUCCAGCAGGACAAUUUUGGUAAAGGAGGACAGAGCGGGGACCGUGUGCAGGUGUCUGUACAAGACGUUGGUGAGCUCAAUAAUGCGGAGUUUAUUGCCCUUCCCGAUGGUCAGCCCGGUUCCUGCCGCCUAGGUAUCUGGGACUCUACAAUUCCCAAUCGUGAUGCAGACUUGCAGAACGAUAUAAUUGUUCAUGAAAUUACUCAUGGGAUUAGUAAUCGCUUGACUGGGGGCGGCACGGUUAGGUGCUUGCAGACAACAGAAUCUCAAGGGUUAGGCGAAGGAUGGUCGGACGCGAUGGCAGAGUGGACUCAACAGAAGAACGGCACUAUUUCUGACUAUGCUCUUGCGGCUUGGGUAUCAAACGAUCCUGAUGGAAUCCGCCACUAUCCCUACUCCACGGAUCCCAGAGUGAACCCACUCCGGUAUUCUUCCCUUCCUAGGGUAGCCUACUCCGUUCACUAUAUCGGCGAGGUAUGGGCCAACAUGUUACAUAAUGUAUAUGCGGCCCUAGUCCAAGCCCACGGAUGGUCAUCGACAGCCAUGGAUGAUGCAACUGGCCCCGAAGGAAAUAUAGUUUUCCUUCACCUCUUCAUGGACGCGUUACAACUCCAGCCCUGCAACCCUACAUUCGUGGACGCCCGAGCUGCGUGGAUCCAAGCUGAUGCGCUCCGUUAUGACGGAGAUAACAAUUGCAUUCUCUGGAACGCGUUCGCGAGUCGCGGUUUGGGAAUGUCGGCGGCAGACUACGUGGACGAUUCUACGGUUCCCGCUGGUUGUUAA